AUGGCGUGUCCCCUGGAGCAGGCGCUGGCCGUGAUGGUCUCCACCUUCCACAAGUACUCGGGGAAGGAAGGGGACAAGUACAAGCUCAGCAAGGCAGAGCUCAAGGAGCUGCUGAACAAGGAGCUGCCCGUCUUCGGGAGCAAGCAAAUGGACGAGGUGGAGUUCAAGAGGCUCAUGAACGACCUGGACCACAACAAGGACAGCGAGGUGGACUUCAAGGAGUACGCCUGCUUCCUGGCCUGCAUCGCCAUGGGCUUCAACGAGUUCUUCAAGGACGGCCCCGCCAAGCAGCCCCGCAAGAAGUGA
This is a messenger RNA of Chroicocephalus ridibundus (black-headed gull), 306 nucleotides long. Its product is annotated as protein S100-A4-like. Bases 1 to 306 code for a protein of 101 amino acids. NCBI's taxonomy places the organism in Eukaryota, Metazoa, Chordata, Aves, Charadriiformes, Laridae. The record is from RefSeq and is a predicted model, not a curated record. The transcript has 2 exons. Gene Ontology annotation, molecular function: transition metal ion binding; calcium-dependent protein binding; calcium ion binding.